AUGACUGGUACAAGGUCCACAAGACGAAGCGCAAAACUCGCAUCAAAAUUUGAUCGGAUGGAGCAACUGCUCAAGGACUCUGGCUUUGACUCUGUCAGUGAAUUGCUGAAGAUCUUGUUUUACAACCUGAGCCAUGUCUCUGGACAGCCUGAUCCAAGAGGUGUAUGUCACGCCAAGUCCGUUGCUCGGUUUCUACAAGGGCGGAACAAGCACAAGCACAGUGCGCCAGCGCCGAGCUCACCACAUGCUCCAGAACGUCAUGCUCCAUUCUCACCAUCAGUCUCUCCUGCCAACAUCUUUUACGUGCAUCCUUCUUUAUUCACUUGGGUGACGAAUCUCAUCACUAAUCAUGUUCAUUGUGAGAUCCAUGAGCUUGUGGCUAAGGAUGAUGAUGUUCAUCUCCGAGCUUCGACAAAUGGACGGCGUCCAAUGGAUAGUGUCAAUCUCGUCACUUGGGAAGCUUUGGAGAGGUUUAGUAUUGCAGACCUAGUGGAGAAAUACAAAAGUCGCGCACCUGUUGCUUGGCAUCUCAUGAAAUGUACGGCUGCCUCUCGCAAGAAUGGCGCUGUGGUGGUGGUAAAGAAGCAACGGCCACAUCCGAUUCCCGCUCAGCGUCCACAGUGGUAUAGUCUUUUUGACAAUGGUGUUGAUGGUGUUCGAAGUAAUUCAGAAAGCCAAAAAAUCAAUGUUCAGGAUGUAUAA
Molecule: messenger RNA, 702 nt
Organism: Laccaria bicolor S238N-H82
Lineage: Eukaryota; Fungi; Basidiomycota; Agaricomycetes; Agaricales; Hydnangiaceae
Exons: 4
Coding region: 1-702 (233 amino acids)
Source: RefSeq, a predicted model, not a curated record